Plenodomus lingam JN3 is the source of this 6330-nucleotide messenger RNA. RefSeq lists its product as uncharacterized. Gene Ontology annotation, biological process: long-chain fatty acid biosynthetic process. The record is from RefSeq and is a predicted model, not a curated record. Gene Ontology annotation, cellular component: fatty acid synthase complex. Lineage: Eukaryota; Fungi; Ascomycota; Dothideomycetes; Pleosporales; Leptosphaeriaceae. Gene Ontology annotation, molecular function: enoyl-[acyl-carrier-protein] reductase (NADH) activity; [acyl-carrier-protein] S-acetyltransferase activity; fatty acid synthase activity.
AUGUCCAAAACAACAGCCAAUUCUCCCCCGAGGCCCCUCACGCUUGCCAUCACACGCACACGCUCCAAGUCACUCGACAUGUACGGUUCUGGUCAGCAGACGGGCAUCUCAACGCCCCGCUCCGCUGCCAACCUACGCCCCCUCAUCCUCUCCCACGGCUCCCUCGAGUACACCCUACUCAUCCCCACGGCCCUCCACUUCAAUGCCCAACAACUGCGAGACACAUUCAAGUCGACUCUGCCGGAGCCCACAGACGAACUGGCCCAAGAUGACGAGCCAUCGUCAGUAGCAGAAUUGGUCGCACGAUACCUCGGCUUCGUUGCCAAGGAGGUAGACGAGGGCGAGGACCCAGACUCGUUUGAAGAGGUCCUCAAGCUCGUCCUCACCGAGUUUGAGCGCGCUUUCCUCCGCGGCAACGAGGUGCACGCACUGGCUGCCUCGCUUCCUGGCAUCACAGAGAAGAAGCUCGUCACGGUCCGGUCCUACUAUGCUGCCCGUGCUGCCGUCGACAGGCCCAUCAAGCAUCACGAGUCUGCCCUCUUCCGCGAAGCCGCAGACGAGAAUGCCUUCAUCUAUGCCGUCCUGGGCGGGCAGGGGAACAUUGAAGAGUACUUUGACGAACUUCGCGAGAUUUACACCACAUACCCGUCCUUUGUCGAAGAUUUCAUCUCAGCCGAAGCCGCUCAUCUCUUGACUCUCGCACGAGACCCGCGAGCUGAGAAGCUCUACUCCAAGGGUCUCGAUGUCAUGCGCUGGUUGAACAACCGGGAGGCGCAGCCAGAUACCGAUUACCUAGUUUCGGCACCAGUCAGUUUGCCCUUGAUUGGGUUGACGCAGUUGGCCCACUAUGUCGUUACCUGCAGAGUCUUUGGAAGCCAUCCUGGCCAUGUCCGCGCCCGCUUCUCAGGUGUCACGGGCCAUUCACAAGGUGUCGUCACCGCUGCUGCCAUCGCCGAAGCGAAGAACUGGGAGACUUUCGAGAAGUCGGCCAAGAAAGCCAUGGAGAUCCUCUUCUGGAUCGGUAGCCGCAGCCAGCAAGCGUUCCCAAGGACAUCGCUUGCUCCCACCGUGCUGCAAGACUCGAUUGACAAUGGCGAGGGCAUACCCACUCCCAUGUUGUCCAUUCGAGACCUUUCCCGGAAAGCAGUCGAGGACCACAUUGAUGCGACCAAUUCUCAUUUACCCAAAGACCGACACAUUGCCAUAUCGCUGGUCAACAGCGCGCGCAAUUUUGUUGUCACAGGGCCCCCCAUUUCGUUGUAUGGCCUGAAUCUCCGGCUACGAAAGGUCAAGGCCCCGACCGGUCUCGACCAGACAAAGAUCCCCUUCACCGAGCGCAAGGUGCGCUUCGUCAACCGCUUCCUACCCAUCACCGCUCCCUUUCACAGUCCGUACCUUGCAGACGCUACAAGGCAACUAGAGGAUGAUCUCAAGAAUAUCAAGAUUGCCUCGAGUGAUCUUGGUAUACCUCUGUACGACACGCACACGGGCCAAGAUCUUCGCGAACAAGCAUCCGACAACAUUGUUCCGAGGAUUGUCGCCAUGAUCACAUCCGACUCGGUGGAAUGGGAAAAGGCUACGGUAUUUCCCAAGGCCACCCACAUCCUCGAUUUCGGUCCUGGUGGUAUCUCGGGCUUAGGUGUUCUGACGAAUCGCAAUAAGGAUGGAACUGGUGUUCGCGUUAUUCUCGCCGGAGCCAUUGAGGGUCAGAAUGCAGAAGUUGGGUACAAGCCGGAGAUUUUUGAUCGUGAUUCCGAACAUGCUGUCAAGUACGCCGUCGACUGGGUCAAAGAGCACGGUCCUCGUCUCGUCAAGACCUCGACCGGGCAGACGUAUGUGGAUACCAAGAUGAGCCGUAUGCUGGGUCUUCCUCCGAUCAUGGUUGCUGGUAUGACGCCUUGCACGGUGCCUUGGGAUUUCGUGGCCGCUACCAUGAACGCUGGCUACGAGAUUGAGCUUGCUGGUGGCGGUUACUACAACGAAAAAACAAUGACGGAAGCCAUUACAAAGGUCGAAAAGGCCAUUCCUGCUGGGCGUGGCAUCUCCAUCAACCUGAUCUACGUCAAUCCCCGCGCCAUGGGCUGGCAAAUUCCGCUACUGGCCAAGCUAAGGUCGGAAGGUGUGCCCAUCGAAGGACUGACCAUCGGUGCUGGUGUACCCUCGAUCGAGGUAGCCAAUGAGUACAUUGAGACGCUCGGUAUCAAGCACAUUGCUUUCAAGCCAGGGUCCGUCGAAGCCAUUCAACAGACUAUCAACAUCGCAAAGGCAAAUCCAACUUUCCCAGUGGUGCUACAAUGGACGGGAGGUCGUGGCGGCGGUCAUCAUUCCUUUGAAGACUUCCAUCAGCCUAUCCUGCAAAUGUACAGCCGCAUUCGCAAGUGCGACAAUCUCAUCCUCGUGGCAGGAUCUGGAUUCGGUGGCGCAGAAGACACCUACCCUUACCUGACUGGUAAAUGGUCUACUGGUUUUGGCUAUCCACCCAUGCCCUAUGAUGGCUGCUUGUUCGGCAGUCGCGUCAUGACGGCCAAAGAGGCAAAAACGUCCAAGAUGGCUAAACAAGCCAUCGUCGAUGCCCCAGGUCUCGACGACAGUGAAUGGGAGAAGACCUACAAAGGCCCUGCUGGCGGUGUCAUCACCGUCCGCUCCGAAAUGGGUGAGCCUAUUCACAAGCUCGCCACGCGCGGUGUCAUCUUUUGGCACGAGAUGGACCAGAAGAUUUUCAGUCUUGACAAGGCCAAGCGUGUACCCGAGCUGAAGAAGAUGCGCGAAUACAUCAUCGAGAAGUUGAACAAGGAUUUCCAAAAGGUUUGGUUUGGCAGGAACAAGAAGGGCGAAUCUGUUGAUCUCGAAGACAUGACCUAUAUCGAGGUCUUCCAGCGCAUGGUAGAUCUCAUGUACGUCAAGCAUCAGUCCCGCUGGAUUGAUCAGAGUCUGAAGCGCUUGACGGGCGACUUCAUUCGACGACUGGAAGAGCGUUUCAGCAAAUCAGACACCGAAUCGCUUAUUCAAAACUAUGAAGAGCUGAACGACCCAUUCCCGAUGCUUGAGCAGGUCUCCAAGACCUAUCCCGAGGCCGACAAGCAGCUCAUCAACGCUCAAGAUGUCCAGCACUUCUUGCUUCUCUGCCAACGGCGUGGACAGAAGCCGGUACCCUUCGUCCCGGUCCUCGACGAUACCUUUGAGUUCUUCUUCAAGAAGGAUUCCCUGUGGCAGUCUGAAGACCUCGAUGCUGUCGUUGAUCAGGACGUUGGCAGGACAUGUAUCUUGCAAGGACCUAUGGCUGUCAAGUACUCCACCAAGGUGGAUGAACCGAUCAAGGAAAUCCUUGACGGCGUGCAUGAAGGCCACAUAAAGUUCCUUUUGCGCGACAUUUACGGCAAUGAUGAGGCCAAGGUGCCUGUGAUUGAAUACUUUGGCAGCAACUUGUUGGCGCCGCCAGAAGGACUGGAAGUGGAUGGUCUUGGUAUCUCGGAGCUCGAGAACAGAAUCAUCUACCGUCUUUCCGCUGCACCCAAUGCUCAGAUGCCCGAGAGCCACGCUUGGCUACAACUCCUUGCGGGAACCAGCUACUCCUGGAGACAUGCCUUCUUCACCGCAGACAUCUUUGUCCAAGGACAGCGUUUCCAGACGAAUCCGUCUUCCAGGAUCUUCGCUCCGACUCCUGGUAUGCUCAUCGAGAUCCAAAAUCCUGCUGAGCCCGCAAAGACCUGCAUCAUUGUCAAGGAGUUGCAUCACGGCGGCAAGCUGAUCAAGACCGCUGAUGUCAGCCUUACCGGUGACAAUGAGAUCUUGCUUAACCUGUACGAGGAGCGCACUGCUCUCGGCUCAACCGUUGCGUUACCUUUCAGAUUCACAUACCGCCCUGAUGUUGGAUAUGCGCCUAUCCACGAAGUCAUGGAGGCUCGUAAUGACCGUAUCAAAGACUUUUAUUACAAAAUCUGGUUUGGCAACGAGCAAUGUCCUUUUGACGCUCCAGUCAGCUCAACCUUUGAUGGCGGUCGCGCAACCGUCACUGGCGAGGCGAUCCAUGACUUUGUCCACGCGGUUGGCAACACUGGUGAGGCUUUCGUCGACCGGCCUGGCAAGGAAGUGUACGCACCCAUGGACUUUGCCAUCGUUGUCGGCUGGAAGGCCAUUACCAAGCCCAUCUUCCCACGUGCGAUUGACGGUGACCUGCUCAAGCUGGUCCAUCUUUCCAACGGCUUCCGUAUGAUUGCCGGUGCAGAGCCUCUCAAGAAGGGUGAUGUCGUCGACACGAAUGCGAAGAUUAAUGCCGUCAUCAAUCAGGACUCUGGAAAGAUGGUGGAGGUGUGUGGUACCAUCACGCGAGAUGGUGAGCCAGUGAUGGAGGUUACCAGCCAGUUCCUCUAUCGCGGUGCUUACGACGACUUCCACAACACCUUCCAACGCAAGAAUGAAAAGCUCAUUCAGCUGCACCUGGCCACUAGCAAAGACGUCGCCAUUCUUCGGUCGAAGGAGUGGUUCAACUUUGAGGAGCCCGAGAUUGAUCUCCUGAACAAGACGCUGUUAUUCAAGCUCGAGACCAUUGUUCGUUACAAGAACAAGACGGUAUUCUCCGACAUUGAAACCAUGGGAGAAGUUCUACUUGAGCUUCCUACCAAGGAAGUCAUUCAGAUUGCUUCUGUGGACUACCGAUCCGGCACCGCCUAUGGCAAUCCUGUGGUUGACUACUUGGAGCGCAAUGGAUCUGCUGUUGAUCAGCCAGUGCUCUUCGAGAACCCCAUUCCUCUGCAUGGAAGGACUCCUCUGAGCCUCAAAGCGCCUGCCUCGAACGACAACUAUGCCCGCGUCUCUGGCGAUUACAACCCAAUCCACGUUUCGCGCAUUUUUGCCAGCUACGCCAACCUGCCAGGUACCAUCACGCACGGCAUGUACUCGAGUGCUGCAGUCCGGAGUUUGGUCGAGACAUGGGCCGCAGAGAACAAUGUCGGCCGUGUGAGGAGCUACCACGUCAACCUCGUCGGUAUGGUGCUUCCAGAUGACCUGCUCGACGUCAAGCUUCAGCAUGUCGGUAUGGUGUCUGGUCGCAAGAUCAUCAAGAUCGAGGUCAGCAACCGAGAGACUGAAGACAAGGUACUGCUUGGUGAGGCUGAGGUGGAGCAACCAACAACCUCGUAUGUCUUCACCGGUCAAGGUUCGCAAGAGCAGGGCAUGGGUAUGGAACUGUACAACAGUAGCCCUGUGGCGAAGGAGGUUUGGGACCGUGCUGACAAGCACUUCAUGGACAAUUAUGGUUUUGCUAUUACCAAUAUCGUAAAGAACAACCCCAAGGAAUUGACCAUUCACUUUGGUGGGCCUGUUGGCAAGGCAAUUCGCCAAAACUACAUGUCCAUGACCUUUGAGACGGUUAGUGCCGAUGGUACCAUCAAGUCCGAGAAGAUUUUCAAGGAAAUUGAUGAGAACACGACAUCGUACACUUAUCGAUCACCGACUGGUCUUUUGUCAGCUACGCAAUUCACGCAACCUGCCCUUACACUCAUGGAGAAGGCUUCGUUUGAGGAUAUGCGUGCCAAAGGUCUUGUGCAAGCGGACAGCACCUUUGCCGGACACUCUCUCGGCGAGUACUCUGCCCUUGCUGCGCUGGCUGAGGUCAUGCCAAUCGAGAGCUUGGUGUCUGUCGUGUUCUACCGUGGUCUCACGAUGCAAGUUGCUGUCGAGCGCGACGAGACUGGUCGAUCCAACUACUCCAUGUGCGCCGUCAACCCCAGCCGCAUCUCAAAGACGUUCAACGAGCAAGCUCUCCAAUACGUGGUCGAGAACAUUGCAGAGACUACUGGAUGGCUCCUGGAGAUUGUCAACUACAACAUUGCGAAUAUGCAAUACGUGGCCGCCGGUGACCUCCGCGCCCUCGACUGUCUGACGGGCGUGACAAACUACCUCAAGCAGCAAAAGAUUGACAUUCAAGCCCUCAUGCAGUCCAUGUCGCUCGAAGACGUCAAGGCACACCUGCAAGAAAUCAUCAAGGGCUGCGCCGAGCAGACGGAAGCCAAGCCCAAGCCUCUGGACCUGCAACGCGGCUUCGCAACGAUUCCACUCAAGGGCAUCGACGUUCCCUUCCACUCUACAUUUUUGCGCAGUGGCGUCAAGCCCUUCCGCAGCUUCCUGCUCAAGAAGAUCCACAAGACGAGCAUUGACCCGAGCAAGUUGGUUGGCAAAUACAUUCCCAAUGUUACCGCCAAGCCGUUUGCAUUGACAAAGGAGUACUUUGAGGAUGUGUACAAGCUUACCAACUCACCCAAGAUUGGUAAUAUUUUGGCGAAUUGGGACAAGUAUGAGGAGGGCGGCAAGGAGGACAAGGUUGCUGCGUAG